Xenopus laevis (African clawed frog) is the source of this 1435-nucleotide messenger RNA. RefSeq lists its product as uncharacterized. The record is from RefSeq and is a predicted model, not a curated record. The transcript is spliced from 9 exons. NCBI's taxonomy places the organism in Eukaryota, Metazoa, Chordata, Amphibia, Anura, Pipidae. The coding region runs from base 283 to 1281 and encodes 332 amino acids.
UAUUUGAGCAGAUCAGUGACUCAGCACCAUCUUCAGAAAGUGAAAGUGAGUUGCGUUUGUAUUUGUAUACAUUGAGUUUUCACCCGUCUGCCUGAACUGGAACAAGCAGGAGUUGGUUGCACGAUCAUAGUAUCGGCUGCAGGUGAAGAAGCGUCUGUACAGAAACACCACUGUAUCCCCUGCCUGAGUGGCAAUCAGCACUCCUCCGGAUGUGGUUCAACUACAAGUCCCGAAAUCCAUUCCUAAUAGUUGGAGCUCCUUCAUCUAUAUGACCCUGGAGGAAUGGGAAUGGAUUGCAAGCGGCUGACAGUCCAGUUGUUGCUGGUGUUAUCUGCUAUAUGUGGAGUUCUUGGCGAGUGUAAGUUCCCCUCUGCCUCCAUCUGUUGCACCUUUUUAGAGACCACAGCUACAGCAGUGACCAAGCUCAAAUGUGAAACUCCUGUAAUAGACCUUUGCCAGAAACGAGUGACAGUGACGUGUAACGUGUCUGAUGGUACAACAAGAAUUGAUGGAAUAGAUAUUUUGUAUGGAGAAACAGGUUUCAACUUUCAGAUUGAUCAUCAACAGAUCAUGCAGAAUAAAAGUGAACAUUUAAGUGUGAGCCUCAAAGACCGGGUGCUGACGCUGACUUUGUUCGGUAUAAAAACAGAUGAACAGAAGCAUUUAAAGCUCAGGAUCAUCACUCCACAAGGAUCGCCUCUUGAGACUUUGUACAUCCCUGAAGUAACUCAAGAACUUCACUGUGAUGACCCAAUGAUAGAUACAUGCCAGCACACCGCGACUAUUCAGUGUAGGACUAACAAAAGCAUAACAAAUGUGACCUUAAACUGGAGCCUAAAUGGGAUCAAUCAUAGGCUCUACAUUAACAAACAGAAUAUGAGAGCUAAGCAGCAGCAGGAUCAAGACAUCUAUGUGGAAAUCAAAGACAAUGAGUUGAGGCUGAUUAUUUCCAAUAUCAAGAUUUAUAACAAUACGAUACUCAGUGUUCAGAUCAACACACCAGCCACAAUGCAGUCAUGUGGAAUUCCUCUCGGCAGCAACCAUUAUGAAGAAGAUUGUAACGCUCAAGCAGAUAAGAGUGCCUCACCUACUGAGACUGGCAAACACUAUGCUGGGAUUUUUAUCUUAGUGGUAUUAGUGUUGACCGCUGCAGCAGUGGGUUAUUGGUUCUAUCACAAGAAGAAAAAAUUCUUUCCCCCAAAACCACGAGAACGCAGUGAAUCCCAGGGGCCACUGAUUAAGAGCACGAAACUGGAAAUGCCUGGCGAAGACCAAAUAUAGCAGCAAGAACCUAUCAUUCUAAUCAAAUUGAAUCAUCUUUGGUUUAUCUCCCUCUGCCAUUGCUUGUCUGAAGGGUACAGAGAGUGAAAUGCACCAAGGAGUAUUCCGUCAACACCGCUCAGGAAAACUGUAUAUAAAAUGCCAAAUAUCUCAA